AUGGGCAACCUCGUCAGCAGCAAGCAGGAAUCGCCUCCGCCGCUGCCUCGCGUCAUCUCGUCUUCGCGCUGGGAGCUCCGAGCGCGCCCAAACGGCCUUGUCUCCGUCGACGACUUUGCGCUGCAGGAGCAGAUCGAGAUCGACACCGAGCUGGACGAGGGCGAGGCGCUGGUCCAGGUGGAGAUGCUCUCGGUCGAUGCCUUUCUGCGCACGAUGCUGGACGAGAAGGCGUACCACGGCGCAAUCUCCCUCGGCGACACGCUCCCCGCCCUCGGCUACGGUCGCGUCAUCGCCUCGGCCUCUCCCAAGGCAAAGCUCGGCGCGUGCACGGUCGCCAAGCUGAGCGCCGAGCAGGCGGCGAUGCUGAUGCCGAUGAUCUCGCUGCCGGGCGUGCCCCCCACCGCCUUUCUCGGCAUCCUCGGGAUCACGAGCGGCAUCACCGCCUGGGUCGGGGUGCACGCCGUCGCACGGCCGCCCCGCCGCGGCGAGACGGCGCUGGUGAGCGGAGCGACGGGCGCGACGGGCAGCGUGGCGGCGCAGCUGGCAAAGGUGGCGG
Emiliania huxleyi CCMP1516 is the source of this 556-nucleotide messenger RNA. RefSeq lists its product as hypothetical. Gene Ontology annotation, molecular function: oxidoreductase activity, acting on the CH-CH group of donors, NAD or NADP as acceptor. NCBI's taxonomy places the organism in Eukaryota, Haptophyta, Isochrysidales, Noelaerhabdaceae. The transcript has 3 exons. The record is from RefSeq and is a predicted model, not a curated record. The annotation marks the transcript as partial.